Molecule: messenger RNA, 3554 nt
Organism: Chelmon rostratus (copperband butterflyfish)
Lineage: Eukaryota; Metazoa; Chordata; Actinopteri; Chaetodontiformes; Chaetodontidae
Product: phosphatidylinositol transfer protein beta isoform-like
Exons: 11
Coding region: 36-851 (271 amino acids)
Biological process (GO): phospholipid transport
Cellular component (GO): cytoplasm
Molecular function (GO): phosphatidylcholine binding; phosphatidylcholine intramembrane carrier activity; phosphatidylinositol binding
Source: RefSeq, a predicted model, not a curated record
GGCAGGAGCGGUGGCACAGAGAGGAACGCGCGACCAUGGUUCUCAUCAAGGAGUACCGUGUGGUUUUACCCUGUAGUGUUGAGGAGUACCAAGUGGGACAGCUGUUCUCUGUGGCUGAAGCUAGUAAAAAUGAGACUGGUGGUGGUGAGGGCAUUGAGGUACUCAAGAAUGAGCCCUAUGAAAAAGAUGGCGAGAAAGGACAGUAUACACACAAAAUCUACCACCUCAAGAGUAAAGUCCCAAGGUAUGUCAAGAUACUUGCCCCUGAGGGCUCCCUUGUAUUCCAUGAAAAAGCCUGGAAUGCCUAUCCCUACUGCAGAACCGUUGUGACGAAUGAAUACAUGAAAGAUGAUUUCUUCAUUCAAAUUGAGACAUGGCACAAACCGGACCUUGGAACACAAGAAAAUGUGCACAAACUAGACAGUUCCACGUGGCAGAAUGUAACUGUCGUGCCCAUUGACAUUGCAGACAGAAGUCAAGUGUCCGCUGCUGACUACAAGCCAGAUGAGGACCCUGCCAAGUUCAAGUCAGCUAAGACUGGCAGAGGACCCCUUGGGCCAGCCUGGAAGAAAGAGCUGGUUAGUAAGACCGACUGCCCAAGGAUGUGUGCCUACAAACUGGUCACAGUCAAGUUCAAGUGGUGGGGCCUGCAGACUAAAGUGGAGAACCUCAUCCAUGAGCAAGAGAAGAGGAUCUUCACUAACUUCCACCGGCAGCUCUUCUGUUGGAUUGAUAAGUGGGUGGAGCUGACUAUGGAUGAUAUCCGGCGGAUGGAGGCAGAGACACAGAAGGAGCUCGACGAGCUGCGCAAACAGGGUGAAAUACGGGGAACCAGUGCUGCAGACGAAUGAAAAGGCGAAGGAUUUUAAACACCCAUGAUGACGGCAGCGAUGGAGGCUGUUCCGAGGGCUCUUUGGUGCCACUUUUUACCUGAAGUGAUUGAGGCUGUGGAGGAGGGAGCUCUGCUACCUGCAAUCAAUAGAGCCGAUCCCUGACUUGCACCCAAUCAUAGACAUUCUAUACACUGAGGAAUUGAUUUCUAGAAACCAACAUGAUUCUAGCUGAUAAGACUCUGGUUAAUUUUGAUCUCCUGGGCAGAGGGAGGCCAGCUAUCAGCAUCAUGUCAUUGACAAGACCUAGCCUUCUGGAGAGAUAUGAAGAGGAGCUGCCUGCAGGAGAGAGAUGUUUGUGUUUUGUUUUUGUUUUUUUUUUUAAGCAAAUUCAUUGGCUCGAUUCCACAGUGGCAGGUGUUGGACCAAAUAUUUACUCUAUUAUUUUGAUUUUCCUUUUUGUUAAUGUUAUCUCCAAAAUAUUCCUCUCAAGAUGCCUCGUCUGACCUCCCUUUGUCUCCUCCUCGGUUUUAACUGUACACACUGUGGCUCUGUGGUUUGCAUUCCCUGGCAUGAGUCUGUCUGUUUGUCAUACUCAUGUUCCUUCCUGCCACAGCCUCCAUUAAGAGAUUACUAACAGCCUUGGCGCCUUGGCCCAUUGUAAUCCUUCCCCCAUGACCCCACCUUACCCAAAGCACUGCAUCUUAUUAAGACUGACAAUCAUGCCCGUACAGGUAUUCACUCUCGCUCAUACAGAUUUAAUAGAAACCCCACACACAAGUGCAUGUGCCACAUAUACAUUGUGCACAUGAGGAUAAACAUGUGAAAUCAUUCUCACACGCGCACGCACCCACAGGUGUGGAUGCCUUUGCGGUGACUGAUCUCUUAAAAGCUCGAGCUGGGCAGAUCCAUGCAAGCUUGUUCAGCUAACUGAUGUUACUUUGGUGUUUACAGCUCUCACUAAUUUUUUUUUUUCUCCCCCCUCUUUCAUCCAUCCACACACUCCCUAUUCUGAAGACAUUCACACAUAACAUGCAAAACAGCAUUCACCUCCCUAACAGAUGUCCCCGGAGAAAAACUGCACUGAAAAACAGCCACAGAUGGUGCUACACCCCUACAGCCGCUGUCACAAGCCAAACUGCGCCGCACUGCUCGCCCCACCUCACCCAGCCCACCCCAGAGGCCUGCCUCACUCAUCUGGUCCUCUGAGGUAGACGGUUUCUAAAGGCCUCUUCUUCUGUGCACUUUAGGUGUGUUUACAGAUUCAUAACAGCCUUACCAGUGCCCAGUCGACACCAGCACCACACACUGCUCGCCUUAAUGUCUGGACCUAUUAUACCUAUCGUACCUCUGCUGCCAGCUCUCGCUCUAGCUACCUCCCUUGUUUCUGACUGGCAAUUUUCCCGACACCUAACAGUUAGCACUAGCCAUUAGCUGCUACUUGUUCGGACUAAAUGACGGUAGACAGCUUUACGAGCAAAGUUGUUUGUGAUGACUCUCCGUUUUCUUUGCAUGUGGUUCCUUUUAUGUUUCCUGAUACGCGUCAGAGUGCCUGAGCAAGUGCAAUUCGUUCAGCAAGCAAAAACGUGUAAGUUGCAGCCGGAACAGGCUGUACAGUGUUGUUCCUGCGAAGGGCUGCAGAUUUCCAUCUUUGCCUCAGAUCAGCCGUUUGAUGGAUUUGCCAUAUUAAUGACUUUUCAACUCCAUAGUGCACUUUCUCGCCUUAGGCUUCAGAAUCAUGUGGCACUGGCCUGCAGUGUUACUCACUAGUGUUACAUACAUCUACAGUACAAGUGGCUUCCUCGUUUGAGUUUUUGUGUUUUUUUUGUCGUGUGUCAGUGUCUUAAAUUGUGCAACAGGAAUUGGGGGGGUUUGUUUUUAGAGACCUAUUUUCCAUAUUUUCCUUUUCAAGACGUAGAUGUAAUUCAAUACUCCGGGUUCAAAGAUCCUAAUGUUUUUAUUUUCAGUAAACUGUAUGAGGGAAUGUGAUCACUUCCUCAGUAAUGGGUUAUUGGCUUGUCCAAAGAGUGUGAAUGGAUUUCUGUUGUGUUUACAUGAGUUCAGCAAUGGUGAUAUAGGAAAAUAUGGAGGCAGUUGUUUGAGGCAACAUCUUUCAUAACUAAAUCUUCUCAGGCGAACAAUACGACACAAGGAUCUUUUUGAUACUGUUACUCAUCAGUUGCCUCAAGCAGUUGACUUCCUUUCACUCUACCAUAUCCUUUUCUGUGGGUAUUACAGUUUCAACAUGAUUGGAAGUGGUUGUAAUGCAGCCUGUUCUCUCGCAGUAUAUGAGACAACCACAUGGUCUUUGUUACUGUACUGGGAUCGCAUGCUUCUGUCUCAAAGAGUGAAAAGUGAAACAAUUGCUCUUCAGUGUGAUCAAUGUUUCCAAGUCUGUCUUAAUGAUUCCUGCUGUCUGUUGACUAGAGGACCCAGUGGCUAAAAAGAACAACCUAAAUCAAUAGUUUACCAUCUGUCAAGACCACGAUAUGGGGGAGAGGAAGUAUUCACAAAGCAGCUCUACUGUCUUAUCCUAAUUUAUGAAAUCUACAACUGUGUAACUUCUGAACUGCUUGCUUUUAAGUGUUUCUGAUCAGCUUUUGAAAUUCAGGGGACAUGGUAGUGAAUGUACGACAUUUUGUGCCUUUUCUUUCUGUCAAAUCUUUUUGUGUGCCAUUAAGUCUACGUAUUGUAUCUAAAUAUCAAAUAAAUUUUUGUCUGGAA